This is a messenger RNA of Populus euphratica (Euphrates poplar), 750 nucleotides long. Its product is annotated as calvin cycle protein CP12-3, chloroplastic-like. The record is from RefSeq and is a predicted model, not a curated record. Gene Ontology annotation, biological process: negative regulation of reductive pentose-phosphate cycle. The transcript has a single exon. Gene Ontology annotation, cellular component: chloroplast. Lineage: Eukaryota; Viridiplantae; Streptophyta; Magnoliopsida; Malpighiales; Salicaceae. The coding region runs from base 34 to 468 and encodes 144 amino acids.
UGCUAGAGAAGAGGAAAUAGGAGAAGGAAGAGGAUGGCAUCUUUGUCCGUGAUCCUGUCUUCAUCUAAUUUCUCAUCAAGAUCUGAUGUUUUUGGCAACAAAUUGUUCAAUGGAAGAUCGCUUGCUGUGAAGGGUACUGGGAGGGAGUGGGACUGUAGUAAGAGGGUUAUGAAAGAGGCGAGGUUGAAGGCAAAAAUUGGGGGAGGAGGAGGAGGAGUGGCAAAGUUCAAAGGGACCCAGAUGAGAGAGAAGCAGCUGACAGAGAUGAUAGAGGAGAAAGUCGUAGAAGCAAAGGAAGUGUGCCAGGGAGACGAGACAUCAGACGAGUGCAAGGUGGCAUGGGACGAAGUGGAGGAGGUGAGCCAAGCAAAGGCUGAUUUCCGGCGCAGGUUGGAGAAACAGGAUCCUCUCGAGUACUACUGUCAGGACAAUCCUGAGACCGACGAGUGUCGUGUCUAUGAAGAUUGACUGCGCACCCACGUCCGGCCACCACCAUCCCUAUCAACACCGUCUAGAGAAGCAGGAUCCUCUCUCUAUCUUUAAGAAGGUGUAAUAAUUGUACUGGUGUUUUGCUUCCUCCGAUCCCCUCGUUGUAAAUUACAAACCCCCACCCCACCACUGGUAAUGCCAAGGCAACCAAGAAAUUUUUAUUUUUAAAAUAAGCCAGUCAUAUUUAUCUAUUGAACUGCAUGUUAUCUUUUCUUGUUUAAGAGGAUAAUUUUAAUUAAUAAAUUCUAAAGUACUUGAUCA